AUGCCCAAGGUUUCUGCUGCUACAAUGGAGUUGACUAUCAAACACUCUGGCAAAAACUACAAUGUCCCCGUGACGCAGGAGACCACAACUGCUACCUUCAAGCAGGCUGUGUCCGAGCUCACUCGGGUCCCUGUUGAACGUAUGAAGGUCAUGGUCAAGGGCAAGCUCGUCAAGGAUGAUACCGACUAUGCUGCUCUUGCUUCCCAAAAGGUCACCGUGAUGGUCAUCGGUGCCGCUGAGGCUUUGCCUAAGGCUCCUACUCAGCCUAUCGUAUUCUUGGAAGACGUCGGUGAUGGAUCCUAUGCUAAGGCAGAACCCAAUGGUUUGGUCAACCUCGGUAACACCUGUUACCUCAACUCUACUAUCCAGGCUCUGAAAGUCGUCCCCGAGAUUGACAGUGCCCUCAAGGAGUUCACCCCUUCCGGCACUUCCGCCGACACCCGAGUUGUAUCUUCUCUCAAAAAGUUGAUGACCAACCUUGACUCUGCCCAUGAUGCCGUCGCCCCCCUCGACCUCAUCUCCAACCUCCGUGUUCUCGCUCCCCAAUUCGCCGAGACAGACAACCACGGACACUACUCCCAGCAGGACGCCGAUGAAGCUUGGACGACCCUCAUCUCUGCCCUCCGGUCCAAGCUGCCACAUGGUGCCGAUGGGUCUUUGGUGGACAAGUUGAUGGGAUUGGAGCUGGAGAAGACGUUGAAGUGCGCAGAGACGGACGCUGAACCGGAAAGCACCAGUACCGAGAGUCUGUCAAAGUUGCAGUGCAACAUCUCGGGCACGACCAACUUUUUGUUGUCUGGGAUCCAAGAUUCCUUGACACAGCAGGUUGAGAAGAACAGUCCGGUUCUUGGGCGAAAUGCCACCUAUACCAUGAAAUCCGCCAUCUCCAAAUUGCCCGAGUACCUCACCGUUCAUAUGGUCCGAUUCUACUGGCGUAGAGAUAUUCAGAAAAAGGCCAAGAUCAUGCGCAAGGUCAAAUUCCCUCUCGAACUGGAUCUCCUCGAGCUCCUCACCCCUUCUCUACGCGCCCGUACUCAGCCCCUCAACGUCCACGCCAAGAACGUCUUGAAGGACCGUGAUGCCCGAGCCACCGUCUUGAAGCGAAAGCCCGGAGAAGGCAGGGAGGAAGAAGAGAAGAGGAAGGAAGAGCGGGAGAAGGCUGAGGAGCUGUUGAAGACGCAGGAGACGGAAGGUGGAAGGAGGGAUGGGAGUGCGUUCUAUGAGCUUGCGGCGGUGGUGACGCACAAGGGUGCUUCCGCUGAUUCUGGACAUUACAUCGGAUGGGCGAGGAUGGAUGAUGGGGCUUUUGUCCCUGCUGAGCAGCAACAAUGGGCCAAGUUUGAUGACAACAAGGUCACAUUCUGCGAUGCUCAAAAGAUUCUUUCCAUGGACGGCGGCGGUGAGGACUCUGUAGCCUACAUCCUGCUCUACAGACAAGCCAAGAUCUAA
Messenger RNA from Cryptococcus wingfieldii CBS 7118, 1449 nucleotides. RefSeq names its product ubiquitin carboxyl-terminal hydrolase 14. NCBI's taxonomy places the organism in Eukaryota, Fungi, Basidiomycota, Tremellomycetes, Tremellales, Cryptococcaceae. Gene Ontology annotation, biological process: protein deubiquitination; regulation of proteasomal protein catabolic process; proteasome-mediated ubiquitin-dependent protein catabolic process. Gene Ontology annotation, molecular function: cysteine-type deubiquitinase activity; protein binding; proteasome binding. The transcript has 15 exons. The record is from RefSeq and is a predicted model, not a curated record. Bases 1 to 1449 code for a protein of 482 amino acids.